Molecule: messenger RNA, 2486 nt
Organism: Acipenser ruthenus (sterlet)
Lineage: Eukaryota; Metazoa; Chordata; Actinopteri; Acipenseriformes; Acipenseridae
Product: neurogenic differentiation factor 4-like
Exons: 2
Coding region: 434-1552 (372 amino acids)
Molecular function (GO): protein dimerization activity
Source: RefSeq, a predicted model, not a curated record
GUGACAGAGAGAGAGAGACAGGAGGGGGGAGAGAGAGCGAGGUAGAGACAGGCAGACAGUAGAGAGAGAGAGACAAACAGACAAGGGAGGGAGAGAGAGAGAGUGAGAGACAGACAGGGAGAGGGAGAGGGGGAGAGAGAGAGAGAGGAGGGGGAGUGGCCACAGUUGUGGUAGAAAUGCGAAGAUCUGCCCUGAACCGGACAGUUGUGAAUGGGGGUGCGCAGAGGGGCGGACGCGAGAAAGCGAAGAGAGAAAGGCGCCGGUUUGACAGCGUUAGCGAACAGGACCUGACCGCUGCAGAAGGGAAAUAUAACUUCUGUGUGAUCAGCAUUUCCCGAUCAAGUGAGGGCGAUACGAUACUGCUGCUGCCGGAGGAGGAGAAGGGACUUGCACGAAGCAACAGGGCUGCCGCUUCUCAAAAGAAAAUAGCACCAUGAUGACCAAACCCUACGGCAAAGCGGGCGACAUGUCUGAGCUGGUGAGCUCUCUGGGCUGGAUGGAGGAAGACCUGAGCUCCCAGGAGGAAGGAGGCACGGAGCUGGGCCGGUUCACCAUGGAGGCUCGAGGGGAGGAGGAGGAGGAAGAGGAGGAGGAGGAGGAGAGGGGGAUGUACGAGGAGGAGGAAGAGGAAGAGGAAGAGGAAGAGGAGGGGGAGGGGGGCGAGAGAGCCCCAAAGAGACGAGGUCCCAAGAAGAAGAGGAUGACCAGGGCGCGGGUGGAGCGUUUCAAGGCCAGGCGGGUGAAAGCCAACGCGCGUGAGCGUUCUCGCAUGCACGGGCUCAACGACGCCCUGGAGAGCCUGCGCAGGGUCAUGCCCUGCUACUCCAAGACCCAGAAGCUGUCCAAGAUCGAGACCUUGCGCCUGGCCCACAACUACAUCUGGGCCCUGUCCGAGGUGCUGGAGUCGGGGCAGUCUUCAGAGAGCCGGGGCUUUGUGGAGAUGCUGUGCAAGGGCCUCUCCCAGCCCACCAGCAACCUCGUAGCUGGCUCCCUGCAGCUGGGUCCCCUGCUGACGGAGAGGGGCCCCGAGAAGCUGCAGGAGCAGCAGGCCGGGGCCGUGUGCUCAGGGAUGGGGGCCCCGAUCCCCAGCGGUCAUCAGUACAAUAGCUACCCCUCUCCCGGUCUCCCCAGCCCUCCCUACGGGACGGUGGAGCGCUCUCACCUCCUGCACCUCAAGCCGUACCCCAAGGGGCUGGCCGACUUCGACAACCACUCCCCGGAUUGCGGGGGGACCCCUCCCUACGACGGCCCCCUCACCCCCCCUCUCAGCGUCAACUUCUCGCUCAAGCAGGAGCCCUCUCCGCUGGGGAUGGAGAAAGGCUUUGCCACGGCCCACGCUGCUGCCCAUGCCACUGGGUUCAUGUCUCACUACCAGCCCCCGAUCUCCACGCCCUCCUCCUCCUCCUCCUCCUCCUCCUCGCCUCUGACACAAGGACACGCGGUGCUCUAUCAGGGCUGCACCUCCCGCUACGAGCUGCCCCUAGACAUGACCUUUGACCCGUACGGCCAGCACAUGGUAGGGGCGCAGAUGGGAGCUGUAUUCACGGAGUAGGGUUUGGGAAACGGAGCACCGGGAACGGUUUUUUUUUGGUUUUCCUUACAUGAACCCGGUUCUAAAUGGUAAACGCGGUUGUUGCAAACUUGACCGGAAAUAUGCGUUCAAAAGUGUUAAGUGCUUUUAAAAAAUAAUAAUAAUAAUAAAGCUACAAAAUAAACUGGAAAGGACCCGUGGAAUGAACCUGCAGUGUUCAAUGAAGGAUAACUGAAUUUAUUUAAAGAGCCGUGCGAAGUUUUCCGAUUUGAAGCAAGCUGCCUUGCGUCUGAUUCAGGAGAAAUGGAAGAGCUGUGUUCUUGUGGCUCUUCAUGAGACUGAAACCAGACUCCUGUUCAUAGCAGUGUCACUCGUUCCUAGUAUUACUACAAGUUUCUUUAAGGCAAAUCUAGCUAGUAGUAAAACCUGGAAUGGGUGAAACUGCUAUGCAAGAGGAUUUUUCAAAUAUGAUUUAAUUUAUUCCUUUAUUUAAUAUUUAUUUGAUUUCUGUUUUCUUUAUGUUUUGAUUAUAUGUAUCUACUUUUACUGUCUGACUUAUAAAUAUAUAUUCUGUUGAAGAUUUUUUUUUGGUGUCUCAAACUUUGCCACCAGAUAUAUUUAUUUAAAUUAUUUAUUUGUUUGUCAGGUUUAUUUGUAAAUAUUUUCCUGUCGCACUUAAAAAUCACAACACGAUACAGCUCGGACAACUGGGGUGGGUUGGAGAGUGAAGAACGAGAGAGGAGAUCGCUUCAAGCAAUAAUUAUUCAGAGAACUAUGCAAAAUCAUUUUUAAAAAAGAAAGAAAGGAAUGAUGAACGGCAAAUAUUUUUUCAUCUUUGCCCAAACUGAUUUUUAUAUAUUCUGUCCAAAAUCUAUAUAUUUUUCUCCCCCUGUCCCUUUUAAUGUUGAUCUAAUUGUAAGCCCGACCGGUCCAGGUGUUUCUAACAAGCGCUCGG